AUGGCUUCCUCUGUCAAGGGUAACAACAGACUCUCCAUUGCCAUGGAGCGCACUGGCCAAUGGAUUUUUUCUCAAGAAAUCCCUUCAGAUGUUAUGGUUGAAGUUGGAGAAGCCAAUUUCUCUCUACACAAGUUCAUGCUUGUGGCGAAGAGCAACCACAUAAGGAAGCUGGUUUUAGAGUCAACAGAGCCAGACCUUACGAGAAUCAACCUCUCCGACAUUCCGGGAGGCCCCGAGACGUUCGAGAAGGCGGCCAAGUUCUGUUACGGCGUCAACUUCGAAAUCACAGUCCAAAACGUCGCCGCUUUGCGCUGCGCCGCAGAGUACCUGGAAAUGACCGAUAAGUACUGCGACAACAACCUCACUGGCCGCACCGAAGAUUUCUUGACGCAGGUCGCUCUGUCAAGCCUAUCCGGUGCCAUUGUCGUGCUCAAGUCGUGCGAAGAGCUUCUCCCCAUCGCCGAGGACCUCAAGAUCGUUCAGAGAUGCGUGGAUGUUGCUACUUCCAAGGCCUCAAUUGAAGCGAAUUUUCCAAGUCGAACGCCAACGAAUUGGUGGACAGAGGAAUUGGCGAUUUUGGAUAUUGAAUUCUUCGGCAGAUUCAUCACUGCGAUGAAGAUGCGCGGAGCAAAAUCGUUAAUCGUAGCCAGCGCGAUCAUAACGUACGCCGAGAAAUGGCUCCGAGAUCUCGUCCGAGACCACUCCGGUACCGGCGCUAACUCGGCCGUUUCGAACGACUCCGCUCUCCGAAUCAGGCAACGCGAGCUUCUGGAAGCGAUCGUUUCUCUCUUGCCGUCCGAGAAAGCAGCGCUGCCGAUAAACUUCCUCUGCUGCCUUCUCAGAUCUGCGACCUUCGUCAAGGCCUCGAGCGCGUGCAAGACCGAGCUGGAGAAGCGGAUCUCGGUGAUGUUGGAGCACGUGACCGUCGACGACCUCCUGGUGCUGUCGUUCACCUACGACGGCGAGAGGCUCUUCGAUCUCGAGAGCGUGAGGAAGAUCAUCUCCGGGUUCGUGGAGAAGGAGAAGAGCGUCGCUGUCUUCAACGCCGGCGAUUUCAGAGAGGUUUGCUCGGCGGCCAUGGUCAGAGUCGCGAAGACUGUCGACGCGUAUCUAGGCGAGAUCGCCACGUGUGUUGAUCUCAGCAUCUCCAAGUUCAACGGCAUCGCCAACCUCGUACCUAAAGGCGCCCGUAAAGUGGAGGACGAUCUCUAUCGCGCCGUUGAUAUUUACUUGAAGGCUCAUCCGAACCUUGACGAGAUAGAGAGGGAGAAGGUGUGCAGUGUAAUGGACGCCUUGAAGUUGUCGUACGAAGCGAGAGUGCACGCUUCGCAGAACAAACGGCUUCCCGUGCAAAUCGUACUGCAUGCGUUGUAUUACGAUCAGCUGAAGCUGAGGAGCGGGGUGGACGAAAACGACAUGAUGCAGGACGCCGUAACGACGAGGAGUCAGGUGCAGCAGGACGUGUCGUUGGCGAGGGAGAACGAGUCGUUGAGAACGGAGCUGUUGAGGAUGAAGAUGUACAUUUCGGACUUGCAGAAAAGUGGGCCUGCUGCAAAAGGUGGUUUAGGCGCCGCGACGACGUCGUCUGGGAAAGGUGGUGGUGGGCCCAGGAAGGGCACGUUCUUUUCGUCGGUGUCGAAGAAAUUGGGGAAGUUGAAUCCGUUUAAGCAAGGGUCCAAGGACACAUCGAAUAUUAUGGAUGAGGGUGUGGACAUUACCAAGCCUAGAAGGAGAAGGUUUUCAAUCUCUUAA
Prunus armeniaca (apricot) is the source of this 1752-nucleotide messenger RNA. Lineage: Eukaryota; Viridiplantae; Streptophyta; Magnoliopsida; Rosales; Rosaceae. The record is from the annotation of a GenBank genome assembly.